Molecule: messenger RNA, 1620 nt
Organism: Pollicipes pollicipes
Lineage: Eukaryota; Metazoa; Arthropoda; Thecostraca; Pollicipedomorpha; Pollicipedidae
Product: protein unc-80 homolog
Biological process (GO): monoatomic cation homeostasis
Cellular component (GO): axon; cation channel complex
Molecular function (GO): monoatomic cation channel activity
Source: RefSeq, a predicted model, not a curated record
GGCGGCAGAGGCCGACCGGCCGCUAUGGACGGCGCCGUGACCGAACUGGCCCGUUAGCAUACCGAUUGGCGCCUGUAGCGGGCAGGCAUGGCCGACCGCAGACCCAGGGACGGCGGCGUGCCGCUGCCCAUCCAGCUCUUCCUCUGGCGGCAGACCAGCCCAUUUAUCCGGCCAAAGCUUGGAAAACUUCACGAGGCCACCUGUGUGUGUCUGGAGAAGGUUCUCGUGCAAAACAUUCUGUUCGGCCUGUCGCCGAGCCUGACGGACGCCAUCAGGUCGAUCUCGCGCUGGCGUCUCAUCCAGACUGCGUUCCCCUACGUAGUCCACUGUGCUGCAAGCCUUCUGCACAACCGCCGAGAGUCGAACCUGCAAGGCCUCGGCGCCGUGGACACCAAGCUGCUGUACACGCUGCACUGGAUCCUGCUGGACGCCGCCGAGGAGUGCCGCGACGCCGACCUCGAGAUGGGCAUCUUCAACACGUCUCCGUUCCACUACCUGUUCCCCAUCACCAGCAUCCAGGUAUUCAUCUACCUCUUCACGCCGCUGAUGCACUCGCUCAAGGAGUCGGACUUCGCCAACUUCCGGCUUGAGAACGGGCUGAAGAUCUGGUCGGCGCUCUGGGAGUAUCGGCACCCCGAGGUUGCCUGCUUCACGGCCACGGCGCGGCCGCGGCCUGCCGCCCCGCCGCCGCGCCGCGGCAAGAAGGCCAACCAGAUAUUCGGCGACGUCUUCAUCGGCGGAGGGCGCCAAGGCCGGCAGGCGGCCGCGGCGGCGGAGGAGGGCGCAUCGGCCCGCUGCGGAAUCGGCGACGAGGCGUCGGAUGCUAACCAGCCGGCCGGCUGGAGCGCCCGCCACGAGCCACCCUCUGACCUCAGCUUCAGCUGCGAGCCACCCACCAAGGAGGCGGCGGCGCGCGGCGCAACGGUCACCACCCCCCGUGAGGCGCACGCCGCCUCCUUCCCGGAGACCAUCCCCGAGGAGACGUCCUCGAUCGAGGAGGAACAUGUGAUGAUCUUCCGGCUGGACUCGCUGCCGGAGGAGGACGAGGAUGACACGCAGAGGCGGCCCAAGGUGUAUAAGGUGCCGUCCCGUAUGCUGGGGCAUCAGGUCAGCGAGAAUCGAACGAGCCCGCAUGAGUCCAAUCGUCCUGCUGUCGGCGAGCACGGGGGAGCGGCGGUGGAGCCGUCCUCCUCCCGCGCCAGCCACACGCCCUCCACCCUGGUCGACCUCACGAUGGCCACCUUCACGGACGUGGCUGUGCUGCGCUGCCUCUUCAUUCCGCAAUGGGUGGAGGAAGGUGUCUUCUGGGCCGUCCAGUUCCUAUUCUACAGACUGCGCGAGAUGACCAACGACGGCACGGAGGAGGACGCUCCGCGGAAGCGCAGCAACUCGCUUCCAGUACCCAAGAUUGAGGUCUCGCUCUACCAGAGUCCGGAAACGAAGCGCCGCGAGGCAGCCGCCCGCGAGGCGCCGCCGCCCUCGCCAGACCACAUGUACACCGGCGACCAGACGCCCGGGCACCCGAUCAGACCAGACGCCAGGGUACACGGCCAGACGGACGCCAGGGUACUCGGUCAGACCGACGCCCGGGUGCUCGGCCAGACCAGGCGUCGGGUGUAG